AUGUAUUCCCCCUGUAUUCGAUGGUGGGGCUCCUUCCUCUAUAUAUCCUUUCGCCGGAACCAAGUUUUGAACCGCUGGAGCGGCAUCAGGCGUAAGCUAUGUUUCUCUUUUCUCUGAUAAGUAGUCAUCUCCCCUUCCCUUGUUUGUUAAUUCUUUAUUAUGCGUUUAGCUUUCUGGAAAAAUACCAUUCCUAGUGUUUGCCUGGUCUUAGCGAGGGAAAAAGACGAAAAAAAAAAAAGAGUUUUUAUUUUCUUUUCUCUAUUUUGUCAUUUGAAAAAAAAAACCAUCAAAACAAAGGAAGCAAGUCAGCUUCUUGGCUGGAUCCGAUUGCUAAAAAGCGGGCCAGGCAAUUAAUUUCAAAAAAUCUUGCGAUAAGAAAGUCGCCAGUAUCACUCGCCUGGAUCUGAUGCUUAGCUGAUUUUUCAGGCCCUUUUUCUACUGGUACAUGCUGCUGCUUUACUUUUACUCUCUUUUUUUUCCCGUUUUUCUUUUGCUUGGUAAUACUUUCUAAGGAGGAAUUGGAAUUGGGAGUUUUUGGUCUUUUUCUUCUUUUUUCUGGGAAAAGGUUGGGGGCGCUUAAGCUUGUAGGAUAGGUAGUUUGUUCGGCAAGCGCACUCUGUCCCAAAACUGUAUGCAAGUGUUUUGUGGCAAUUUCUUCGUUUGCCAAAUUAAAAAAAAGGCGGAACUCUUAUUUGAGCUCUGUGAUUCCAAUUAGCUCGUCCAUUAGAUCUUUUCUUCAAAUAGAUCCUAUGAUCUCAAUGGACACAUGGUUGGAUUACAUUUAUCCAUUCUUUUCCUUAAUCAUCAUUUGUUUCGCUGUUUGAUCAUUCAUUCUGAGAUGAGCCAAAUAGUUAUUGCGAUUGGAUUCCUUCAAGAUGGGAAUUUUGCUGCUCUGCUUAACAAACAACUUAAAGCUAACUUGAUGGCAAAUGUUUCCCACUUCCCACAAUCCCAAAAAGAGAAGGUCGGUCGAAAAUGGGAACUUUUAAUUGCUCGGUGAUGAAUCAAACGCGAAGAAGUCAUGCCGCCCGCAAUGGACUGAAUAUGAACACUAUCGAAUCCGUAUUAUACAUACACUGUACUCCACCGCGUACUCCAUUAUUACAAAGCGCGGUUGUGCUGACUCAGCACAGGGCACCAAAAUAUUUAUUUUUUUGAAAAAACUUUAAAAUAGACCAGGCAUCAUGUUGGGUGGGUUAACAGAUUUUUUUUUUGAUAAUUUUAAAAAAUGGCCAUUGGGUACUCUUCGCUGAUCAACGGCUAGAUCAUCAAUUAGUGCCCUGUAAAGCUCAUUUCUCAGAACUUUCCUAUCUCUCUCUAAGCUUGCUCUUUUUCUCCUCUCUCUCUCUCACAGAGCUUCUUCGCUGCACCGUACGGGACGCUCUUUCUCCUUUCGACUCUCUCCCCUCUACCAAAAAGGAACUCUCAUUCACAUUCACAUUCAGUAAGGUCAGCUAGAAAGGGAAUCCGUCUGCUCCUCUCGCGUCACCACAAAACACCCCGUCAUAUUUUCGAGUGUCAGGCACCACAAGGCAAACAAAUCUUGAGAUUAGGUGGAACAUGUCAAGCGAUAACUCCUUGGUAAUUCAACUUUAUUGGGGAGGCAAAAUUAUAUAUGCCGGAGGAUCAAUGUUUUACGAUCCCCCGAUGCCGAAAAAGGUUAUGUUCCUUAGAGAAAGGGUAGGCUUUAAUGAGUUGAUAGACAAAGUAUACAGCAUUAUGGGUCUAGACCAGAAUCGACAUAAGAUUAGUUUGAUAUUUCGAAAUUGUGUGCAACAUGGUGUGUUUGGUGCGAUGCCUUUGGUAGAUGAUAAUGGAGUUGAUGGAAUGUACUUUUUAAAAGCCAAAAGUGGGCAUGCCACUGAGAUUUACGUGGAGGUGGAGGAGCUCUUAGGUUUGAGACAAUGUGAUAAUCAGACCUUGCCAAUAGCAAGUCCACAUAGAGAUGUCCAACAGGCUCAAAGAGGACGAAAAAGAGGUAGUGAGCACCGUAUAGAGAAGGAUUGUCCCAGUAGUAGUCACAUGCCAACAUUGGAGACUCGUGAUUCGAACACUAAUGCAGCUACAGUGCUUGAUGCUGCAACAAAUACUGAUAUUGAGUUGGUAGAUGUGGAUGUGGACUCUGAACCAGAACCAGAGGCUGAUGAUUUUGGUGAUAAUGACCAUGAAUGUGAUACAUCUGGGCAGGCAGGCAACUCAGGCGAAGGGGCUACCACUGAUGAUCACGCAAGUCCUAGUGUAGCACCACAUCUACGUUCUAGAAGCACACUUGAACCAGAACCAGAGGCUGAUGAUUUUGGUGAUAAUGACCAUGAAUAUGAUACAUCUGGUCAAGCAGGCAACUCAGGCGAAGGGGCUACCACUCAUGAACACGCAGGUCCUAGUGUAGCACCACAUCUACGUUCUAGAAGCACACCACCUCCGCAUCCCGGUCCGAUUGAUCCGAGUGUUUUGUAUCUGCAGACGCAUCACAGAUCCACUGCGGUCUUUCAUGGCGCGGGCGACGUCCUUGAUGUGAGACGUUGUGAUAAAAAGUUUUUUGAUAUCUUUAGACAUUCUGACCCUCGAGUAUCUCACUACAUUGACAUAGCUGGUUUUGGUGGGGUACGUAGGGCGGGUUAUCUUCAGGUAAACCAUGGCUUGAUCACCGCGCUAGUUGAGCGGCUGGAGACAAGAGACACACACAUUUCAUCUUCCUGUUAUGGGUGAGGCGACUGUCACAUUGCAGGAUGUUGAGGUACUAUGGGGCUUGCCCGUGGAUGGGUUGCCGGUUACUUUGAUCCACGUUAAACGAAGUC
This is a messenger RNA of Coffea arabica (coffee), 2798 nucleotides long. The record is from RefSeq and is a predicted model, not a curated record. NCBI's taxonomy places the organism in Eukaryota, Viridiplantae, Streptophyta, Magnoliopsida, Gentianales, Rubiaceae.